AUGGUCUUCAUCUGCAAAAAGUGCAAGAAGGCCUUCCGCAAAGAUGCGCGCGAAUUUGAGGACGCCGACGAGUACUGCCCGCACUGCGACAACCAUUUCGUCCUAGAGGCCAAAACUCCCAAGGCGUCGCUGCAAGUCGAGGGCGAGGAUGUGCGAAAGGACGCCAGGAUGCUCAAGGACGAACGUGUACGAGCCGAAGAGAUGCGCACCAUAUUCGAUGUCAAGGAAGCACCGGACAAGUUGGGCUGA
Molecule: messenger RNA, 249 nt
Organism: Alternaria hordeiaustralica
Lineage: Eukaryota; Fungi; Ascomycota; Dothideomycetes; Pleosporales; Pleosporaceae
Exons: 3
Coding region: 1-249 (82 amino acids)
Biological process (GO): protein import into mitochondrial intermembrane space
Cellular component (GO): mitochondrial intermembrane space
Molecular function (GO): zinc ion binding
Source: RefSeq, a predicted model, not a curated record